Macadamia integrifolia is the source of this 793-nucleotide messenger RNA. Its product is annotated as agamous-like MADS-box protein AGL62. NCBI's taxonomy places the organism in Eukaryota, Viridiplantae, Streptophyta, Magnoliopsida, Proteales, Proteaceae. The transcript has a single exon. Bases 11 to 679 code for a protein of 222 amino acids. Gene Ontology annotation, biological process: positive regulation of transcription by RNA polymerase II. Gene Ontology annotation, molecular function: protein dimerization activity; RNA polymerase II cis-regulatory region sequence-specific DNA binding; DNA-binding transcription factor activity, RNA polymerase II-specific. The record is from RefSeq and is a predicted model, not a curated record.
UUCUCUCAUUAUGAGGAAGAGUAGUAGGGGUCGUCAAAAGAUUGAUAUCAAGAGAAUUCAAAACGAAGAUCAUAGACAAGUUACCUUCUCUAAAAGAAGGAAUGGGCUCUUCAAGAAAGCUAGUGAGCUUUGCAUCUUAUGCGACGCUGAGACCGCCUUAAUCGUCUUUUCUCCGGCCGGUAAGGUAUACUCCUUUGGCCAUUUAUCUGUUAAUUCUGUGAUUAAUAGGUAUAUUGAUCAGAUUCAGAACAUUAAUGAUGGUGUUGGAGGUGGUGGUGGUUCUUUGGCACUUGUUGAUGCUCACCGGAGCAAUGUGGUUCGUGAGCUUAGCCGACAAUUUACGGAGGUUUCCGAUGAACUUGUUGUAGAGAAGAAGAGAGAAGAGAUACUAGAGAUGAAGAAAGAGAAAGUUGCACCAGAGAUUUGGUGGGAAGAACCAAUUGAUGAACUUGAUUUGCAUGAGUUAAAACAAUAUAGGUUGGCUAUGGAAGAGCUUAGGAAGAAUGUGAUAAAGAGAGCUGAUGAUUUGGCUAUGGAAGAAGCUUCUUCACUAUCUUCUUUGUUAGCUAUAAAUUCAGUUCCUUUGGGAGUUAUUCCUGCUAGAAUGGAUGAAGGUAGUACUUCUUCAAGUGUUGUUCCUCAUGGGUUUCAUUUAGAUUUUGGGUAUGGGAACCUUUAAAAGAUGGUUUUUAGUAAUUGAACAGUUAAGGGUAUAGCCAGCUAGUUUAUUUUUAUUUUUGAAAUAAAUAGAGGUAGUUAAUGUUAAUCUGGUGCACCAUUGGUGUUGUUUACU